This is a messenger RNA of Candidozyma haemuli, 1635 nucleotides long. RefSeq lists its product as uncharacterized. Bases 1 to 1635 code for a protein of 544 amino acids. Lineage: Eukaryota; Fungi; Ascomycota; Pichiomycetes; Serinales; Metschnikowiaceae. Gene Ontology annotation, cellular component: plasma membrane. The transcript has a single exon. The record is from RefSeq and is a predicted model, not a curated record. Gene Ontology annotation, molecular function: nucleobase transmembrane transporter activity. Gene Ontology annotation, biological process: transmembrane transport; nucleobase transport.
AUGCCACCCUGGAAGAGAAUCUCGAAAUGGUGUGAGGUGCCGUGUGAGGGAGACGAGGAGAUCUCGUUCUUGGUGAACCCUGAUCUAGAACCAGUACCCGUGGAGAAACGAAGCUGGGGGUUCUUUUCGUACUUUGGGUACUGGGGUGUGCCGAACGCUACGAUAUGGACGUGGAGCACGGGUGGUGCUUUGGUGGCUGUGGGGUUGAAGGUGCCGGCGAUUAUGGGUGCUAUCACUAUCGCCAAUGUCUUGAUUAUUGCUUAUACAUGCCUCAAUUCGUUGCCAGGGACGAAAUACCAUAUUGGGUUUCCACUUUCCCAGAGAAUGCUAUUUGGGAUUAGGGGGUCGUUUAUUGGUAUCAUUAUCAGGAUAGUGCUUUCGAUAGUGUUCUACGGUGCCCAGUCAUGGCUAGGCGGUGUUCUGGUAUCGCUUAUCAUAUCUGGGUUCAGCAAGAGCUUCUUGGAUAUGCCUCCUACGUUCCCAGAAAGCGCCCAAAUGAAACUACGAGACUUUAUUGGCUUUGUGGUGUUUCUGGUGGUCCAGGCAUGCUUUUUGUAUAUGAAGCCUGAGCUGUUCAAUGCCUUGUUGAUAUCGUCAUGUGGUUUCACUUUGAUAUGCUUCAUAGCGAUCUUGGCUCUUUGCAUAUCCGAUAACGGUGGCUCUGUGGGCUUGAUAAACCUGGACCUGGGCCUUACUGGUGACGGCUACGGCUGGGCUUGGCUCUAUGCCAUGCUGAUCUGGUACGGUGCCAUCUCGCCUGAAGUGCUCAACCAUAAUGACUUCUCUCGCUUUGCAGCCUCGCCCAAGAAGAUGUGUUUUGGAAUCACCUCGGCCAUCUUGAUAACAGGAACUUUUGUGCCAUUAGCUGGUCUUCUUUGCGCUUCGUCUACGUUGCUGAAAUAUAAUAAGAUGUUCUGGCUACCCACAACCAUUGUUCUUAGGUGGCUUCAUAUCGAAUACUCACCAGCAAACAGAGCUAUGGCAGUGAUCUUUGGCUUGGCUUUUUCGAUAUCACAACUUUCAUUCAACAUUGUCGCUAAUGGCAUUGCUGGAGGCAUGGAGAUGGCUGGCCUUCUCCCAAAAUACAUUAACAUCCGCCGUGGUGCUUACCUCACAGCUUUGCUUUCCUGGGCUGUCCAACCUUGGAAGUUUUUCUGGAGCUCUUCUACAUUCCUUGACGUAAUGAGCUCUUUUGGGGUCGUGGCUACGCCAUUGAUAGCCCUUCAGAUUGCUGAUUUCAUUGUCGUCCGACGUAUGGAAUUGCCCAUAGACGAUCUUUAUACUGCUCGAGAAGAUGGCACGUUCUUCUAUACCAAGGGCUUCAAUAUCAGGGCUAUUGUUGUUUGGAUAGUUAGUGUGGUCCCUAGCUUACCAGGACUCAUCAGUGUUGAGUCUAAGGCUGUACAUGGAACACUUCAGGGCCUUGAAAACUUCUAUUUCGGCAACGUUAUAUUUGCAUUUGUGAUUCCUUUCGUUUUGUACAUUUUGGUCUGCUGGAUCUGGCCUCCAGAAGGUAGCAAUAUGCUUAAAGGUGCUCAGGACAAGGGAGUAGAAGUAGAGAGCGUUCGUGUUGACUCUGCUUCAUUAAAAAGAGAUAUUGUGGUCGCUUCACUGGUGAAGACGUCGGAAAUAUAG